CGGGCAUUCAGUUGGGCAACGGGUUUGGUUCGGUUCAGUUUGGAUUCGGCGCAAGUCGAUGCACUAAUUAAUGCCAGCUAGAUUUGUUCAUUAAAAAAACACACACACACACUGCUGCUAGGCGAAAUAAUUACAAAUAUCAAUAAAAUGCCAAUUGCCGCCACUACACCCUCGCUGCUGAAGCGCGCCAGCACUGACAAACUGAGAGAAGUUUUUCUGAAGUACGCCUCGCUGCAGAAGGAUGGCGAGCAUUAUAUGACCAGCGAGGAUUUCGUGCGCAAAUUUCUGGGCUUGUUCACAGACGCGGCGUUCAAUGAUGAAUCGGUGCGCCUGCUCGCCGGCAUUGCGGACACGAGCAAAGAUGGCCUCAUAUCGUUCCCGGAAUUUCAGGCAUUCGAGGGCUUGCUCUGCGCCCCAGAUGCACUCUACAGAACUGCCUUUCAGCUGUUUGACCGCCAAGGCAACGGCACUGUUUCAUACGCUGAUUUCGCUGAUGUCGUACAAAAAACUGAACUGCACUCAAAGAUACCUUUUAGCUUAGAUGGCACAUUUAUCAAACGCUACUUUGGUGAUAAGAAGCAGCGUCUUAUCAACUAUGCUGAAUUCACGCAACUGCUGCACGACUUCCACGAGGAGCACGCAAUGGAGGCAUUCCGCAGCAAAGAUCCAGCUGGCACUGGAUUCAUAUCCCCCCUAGACUUUCAGGACAUUAUUGUUAAGGUUAAGCGGCAUUUACUCACGCCCGAUGUCAAGGAUAACUUGCUGGCGGUCACCGAGGGUCACAGAGUUAGCUUUCCGUACUUCAUGGCAUUUACAUCGCUGCUCAACAACAUGGAGCUGAUCAAGCAGAUUUAUCUAUACGCCACCAAGGGCAGUCGCACCGAGAUGGUCACCAAGGAUGAGCUGCUCUAUGCGGCGCAAACCAUGAGCCAGAUUACCCCGCUGGAAAUUGAUAUAUUGUUUCAGAUAACGGGCGCUGUUAAUCAGCCGGGCCGCAUCGACUACAGCGACCUGAGCAACAUCGGGCCGGAGCACUAUACGAAGCAUAUUACUCACCGUCUGGCCGAGAUUAAGGCCGUCGACAGCCCCAGUGAUCGAUCGGCAUUGAUUCAGGUGCUGGAGGCCACCUAUCGCUUCACUCUGGCCUCCUUUGCAGGCGCUACUGGCGCCACGGUGGUCUACCCCAUUGAUCUUGUGAAGACGCGCAUGCAGAAUCAGCGCACGGGCUCAAUGAUCGGCGAGGUCGCCUAUAGAAACUCCUGGGAUUGCUUCAAGAAGGUCAUCCGUCACGAGGGCAUCCUCGGCCUCUAUCGCGGUCUGCUGCCCCAGCUGAUGGGCGUCGCCCCGGAGAAGGCCAUCAAGCUGACUGUCAAUGAUUUUGUGCGCGACAAUCUGUCGGACAAGCGCGGCAACAUUCCCGUCUGGGGCGAGGUUGUGGCCGGCGCCUGUGGUGGUGCCGCCCAGGUCAUCUUCACAAAUCCGCUGGAGAUAGUCAAAAUUCGACUGCAGGUGGCCGGCGAGAUCGCUGGCGGCUCCAAGAUAAGUGCGCUCUCCGUGGUUCGCGAACUGGGCUUCCUUGGCCUCUACAAAGGGGCCAAAGCGUGCCUGCUGCGCGAUGUGAACUUCUCGGCCAUCUAUUUCCCAACCUAUGCGCACGUCAAGGCCGCGCUGGCCGACAAGGAUGGCUACAAUAAUCCGGUAUCGCUGCUGGCCGCUGGCGCCAUUGCGGGUGUGCCCGCUGCUUCGCUGGUGACGCCCGCGGACGUGAUCAAGACGCGACUGCAGGUGGCCGCUCGCACGGGCCAGACGACCUACACGGGCGUUUGGGAUGCCACCAAAAAGAUUAUGGCCGAAGAGGGACCAAGAGCGUUCUGGAAGGGCACAGCCGCUCGUGUCUUCCGCUCAUCGCCACAAUUCGGCGUCACCUUGGUCACUUACGAGCUGCUGCAGCGCCUGUUCUACGUGGACUUUGGCGGCAAUCAGCCGAAGGGCUCGCACGGCACCAAGCCGGGCCUGCCCCUGGACGCCACGCUGGGCGCGGAGCAGCCCAAGCCCGAUCACAUUGGCGGCUACCACGCGGCUGUGCCGCUGCUGACAGGCAUCGAGUCCAAGUUUGGCCUGUAUCUGCCGCGAUUCGGGCGUGGCGCUGGUGCCGCUGCCCCGGCUGGAACGGCGACGGGCUCAUGAUUAUAUUGGCGGCAUCGCCUGCCAUGCGCCAGUUAGGUCUAAAGUUGUACAGUUGUAGCCAUAUAUGUACAUAUAAUAUAUACAUACAUAUAUAUAUAGGCGAAAAGUUGAAGGCGACUCUGAUCAGAUCAGCUAUGGAUCAAAUGUCUAUAUUUUGCUAAGACGCGUUUACACACACAUCCACAAUCAGUCGAGGACAACCUAUAAAGGAUUCAGUUCAAUGUCUAUUCCAGAGGGAACUUUUCGUACCAUCAACAUGUUGUACCAAACGUAACAAAACUUUUGAAACAUAUAUGAAUCAUACGGAAUAGAAAUCUUUUACAUAUAUAAAUUUAUAUAGAUAUGCAAUUAUAUGAUAAUAUAUAUAGCUAACAUCUAUGGCACACAAUUGAAGGCAACUGUUUUACCUACACAUCAAGCGAACGUACAUACAUACAUACAUACAUAUAUAGAAGAAGAAAGUGUAACUUUAACUAGAUGCAUAGUCAAAACUCUAAAUCUAAACAAAAGUAAACAAAUCACUGAACGUCUCUUAUUGCACUCAAAGAUUUAAGCGUAAAACCUUUAAAAUUUAGUACGAAUUUGUUCAACUGUUAUAAAG
Molecule: messenger RNA, 2788 nt
Organism: Drosophila navojoa
Lineage: Eukaryota; Metazoa; Arthropoda; Insecta; Diptera; Drosophilidae
Gene: aralar1
Product: calcium-binding mitochondrial carrier protein aralar1
Biological process (GO): malate-aspartate shuttle; aspartate transmembrane transport; L-glutamate transmembrane transport
Molecular function (GO): L-glutamate transmembrane transporter activity; L-aspartate transmembrane transporter activity; calcium ion binding
Source: RefSeq, a predicted model, not a curated record